AUGCUUUCUCGCUUUGCAAGCAAGUCUGCUUUCUUAUCCAGAACUGCUACAACUGCGCUAUCCAGCAACAGUUGUAGAAAUAUUUCUUUUGAACUCAGCGAUACUCAAAAGGAAAUUCAAGCGACUGCUCUGAAGUUCUCCAAAGAAGUGAUUCUUCCGAAUGCUGCCAAACACGAUGAAACCGGCGAGUUUCCAUGGGAAAUUGUUAAGCAAGCUCAUUCGCUAGGAAUUAUGAAUCCACAAAUUCCAGAAAAAUAUGGCGGACCAGGAAUGACAACUGUUGAAACUGCUCUGAUUGUUGAGGCAUUGAGCUAUGGAUGUACUGGAAUCCAACUUGGAAUUAUGGGACCAUCUCUUGCCAUUGCUCCGGUCUACAUUGCCGGAAACGAAGAACAAAAGAAGAAAUACCUCGGUAUGCUGGCUGCUGAGCCAAUCAUUGCUUCGUACUGCGUGACUGAGCCAGGAGCGGGAUCUGAUGUGAACGGAGUCAAGACAAGAGUUGAGAAAAAGGGGGACGAGUAUAUCAUCAAUGGAUCUAAAGCCUGGAUCACCGGUGGGGGCCAUGCCAAAUGGUUCUUCGUUCUUGCUCGCUCGGACCCUGAUCCAAAGACUCCAGCUGGAAAAGCUUUCACUGCUUUCAUUGUUGAUGGAGAUACACCAGGAAUUACUCGUGGAAAGAAGGAAAAGAACAUGGGACAACGCUGUUCUGACACGCGCGUCAUCACUUUUGAAGAUGUCCGUGUUCCAGCAUGCAAUGUGCUCGGGGCUCCUGGAGCUGGAUUUAAAGUUGCUAUGUCCGCAUUCGACAUGACUCGUCCAGGUGUUGCGGCUGGCGCUCUUGGUUUGGCAUGGAGAUGUCUCGAUGAGUCAGCCAAAUAUGCCUUAGAGCGAAAGGCUUUUGGAACCGUUAUUGCCAAUCAUCAAGCUGUUCAAUUCAUGCUUGCUGAUAUGGCCGUGAACUUAGAAUUAGCCCGUCUUAUUACUUACAAAUCUGCGUCAGAUGUUGACAACAAAGUCCGCUCUUCUUACAAUGCCUCAAUUGCCAAAUGCUUUGCCGCUGAUACUGCCAACAUCGCGGCCACAAAUGCUGUCCAGAUAUUUGGUGGAAAUGGAUUCAAUUGCGAGUACCCAGUUGAGAAGUUGAUGAGAGAUGCUAAGAUCUACCAAAUUUAUGAAGGAACCUCGCAAAUCCAGAGAAUCGUCAUUUCUCGUAUGCUCCUUGGACACUUUGCUCAGAACGGGACUAGCAGACUCUAA
Messenger RNA from Caenorhabditis bovis, 1257 nucleotides. Lineage: Eukaryota; Metazoa; Nematoda; Chromadorea; Rhabditida; Rhabditidae. The record is from the annotation of a GenBank genome assembly.